AUGAUGAACGAGAUCUCUUCAUCAAUCAGAGAUACCAUCCGACAACGACCUUCAUUUUCUCCCUCCCUUCUCCCUACAAAACCUCGCCUUGUGUUAUCCUCUUCCUUGUUUCCACCAGUCGAAAAUCGCUUCUCCUUAGAAGCCCAACAUCCGAUUGACGGGUUCGAUUCUCCUCUUUUGGUUACGCAAAGCCUUUUUCAUUUUCAACAAAUACACCACUUCAGCCUUCAUUGUCUUCUCCAGAUAUUUCAACAACCUCAGGUAAAGAUUUCUCGUUCUUCUGGAAAAGUGAAGGAAGUGUUGAAACUUGAUGAAGAGAUGAAAGAUCUUGGAAAGUCUUUGAUCUCUGAGCAAUCACUUCUUAUGUUUGGAAGAGGGUAUAACUAUGCAACAACUCCUGAGUGUGCAUUGAAGGUGAAAGAAGUGGCACUUAUGCACAGUGAAGGGAUACUUGGUGGUGAAAUGAAACAUGGAGCCUUGGCUUUAGUUGAUGAAAACCUUCUAAUUGUUGUCAUUGCUACUUGUGAUCAAUGCUUCAGAUAUGAAUCUAUUAUAGUCACACUUUGUGAGAGGUUGGAUACAUUAGAUGAUCCAGAGGCUAAGGCAUCAAUGAUUUGGAUAAUUAGUGAAUAUGUUGAAAGAAUCGAUAAUGCUGAUGAUCUUCUAGAAAGUUUUCUAGAAACCUUUUCCGGAAGAACAUGCACAAGUUUAGUUACGGGUGAAAAAGAGUGUGCAUACUAUAUGACAACAGGGCAAUUUAAAUUUCACCAUCCACAGCCAGAUGGCAUGGUGGCAUCACCAAUACCUUUAUCAACUAUGCCUUCUGCUAUCAAGUAUUUGAUUGUUAAUCUUAAUAGCCAAGAGAUUCAUAUGUGGGAUGUUGAUGGGUUAUGGGAAAAGCCUUUGAGAUAUAAGGGCCAUAGGCAACAUAAAUAUGUCAUUCGUUCUUGCUUUGGUGGGGUUAGUAGCACCUCUAUUGCCAGUGGCAGCGCAAAUUCACAGUUCUUGGAGUUGGAAUUGGUUCGACUUAUUGCUUCUUUCAAACCUCUUAUAGUCAUUACUAAGGUUACAGACAUAAUGAGUAUGAUCAUUAAGAGCCCUCUUCUUUCCCCACUUCCUUCUCAGAAUAUAACCAUACUAGAAAGCAUUCCACUUGUUGUGGGGAAUGUUUUGGGAGCUGUUUUUGAUGGUCAAAAUGAUGAGAAUGGGAGUGCUUCUAAUGCUCAACUUUCUUCUUGCAGAAUUCUAGAAGGAUCCUACAACUAG
Lactuca saligna is the source of this 1266-nucleotide messenger RNA. Lineage: Eukaryota; Viridiplantae; Streptophyta; Magnoliopsida; Asterales; Asteraceae. The record is from the annotation of a GenBank genome assembly.